ACACACACACACACUUCACCUUUCACUCAUUGCAUGCACACACACACACACACACACACACUCUUCCACUGACUUGUGUAUUACUGCAGGAAAUAAUAAUGCUACACUCAUAAUCUUUAACCUUAGUGAUGAUAGGAAAUUGUUAUAUGUAUAUUUAUAUAUGAUAAGAAAUCGUUAUUUAAAAAUAAAUAAAUAAAUAAUAAUAAACUGUAAAUGCAUGUGGAUGAUCAGGUGAUGAUUAAACCGUCAUUAAUUCCUACCACCGCUGGGACAUUGCCAUUUGGACGUCUCACAAGUUGCCAACAGGAAGUGAUGCGGUUACUGAGUGGUAAUGCACUUGCAUACGUGUGUGUGUGUGUGUGUGUGUGGAGUGUGUGUAGAGUGUGGUCAGGCAGACCUUCCUCUAGUUCACAUACGAGCAGGAAACUGGGGCGGUGCCAAAUUAUCUCUCUCUCCUUCUUUGCGUGUCUGUCUUUCUCUUGCUAGCGUGGGGCGGAAGUGAGUGUAGAUUUGAGAGAGAGAGAGAGAGAGAGAGAGAGAGAAAGUGUUUGUUGAGUCGAGGAGGUUAGAGGAGAGGUUAGAGGAGAGGUUAGAGGAGAGUUCUGGUCCGGGAGGCUGAGAGGUGAUUCAGGUGAGGAGCAGCAGGAGGUGAUGGCCAGUGAAGGAUCGCUGAGUGAGAGCGUGGAGGAGCACGGAGGAGACGCCUCCUUCCCCUCUGACACGGCCGAGACCGAGACUCAGUUAGACCCGGGUGGUUCGGUACUAGAGCAGCUGGGUUUGGACCCGAACUCGGAUUUCUCAGACUCGGGUGUGCAGCAGCGUCUGGAGGAGCAGCGUGAGAGAAUCCGCAGAGAGAUCCGCAAAGAACUGAAGAUCAAAGAGGGAGCGGAGAACCUACGGCGCGCCAUCAGUGACAAACGCAACGCACACCAGGUGGAGAACCAGUUACGCUCCUCCAAACGCAGACUGGAUGCUCUACACACACAGCUGCAAGAGCUCGACGCACACAUCAUGGUGAAGGGACCGGAUGACAGCAAGGACGACCUCCCGCAUCCGGGGACCAUGGGCCGAUCGUCAGCCAAUCAGGAGCGCAUCAUGGCUCUGGAACGGCAGCUCAACAUCGAGCUGAAGGUCAAACAGGGAGCAGAGAACAUGAUCCCGAUCUACGCCAACGGAGUCACUAAGGACAAGAAGCUGCUGCAGGCUACACAGCAGAUGCUGCAGGACAGCAAGACCAAGAUCGACAUCAUCCGCAUGCAGAUCCACAAAGCCAAGCAGGCCACAGAGCACACGACCGACACGCAGGAUAAUCCAGAUCUGUGUGGUGUGGAGUUGAGGAUUGAGGAGCUGUGGCAUCACUACCGUGUGGAGCAUGCCAUGGCUGAAGGAGCCAAGAACAUGCUGAGACUGCUGGGAGCAGGAAAAGCUCAGGACAAGAAGGCUAUCACAGAGGCUCAGGGCAGGCUCACGGAGGCGUCCCAGAGGCUGGAUUUGCUGAAGGAGUCUCUGGAGCAGAGGCUGCGUGAGUUGCCGGAGGAUCAUCCUAAAGCGUGUCUCAUUAAAGAGGAACUCAUCCUGGCGUCGUCCUCUGCGUUCAGCGGCCGAAACAGCACCCCCUACGUACACAACCAGUACAGCACGCUCAGCAAACCGUCCCCACUCACAGGCAGUCUGCAGGUGCACUUGUUGGGGUGUGUAGGUCUGCUGGACAUGGUCCCUGGUCGCAACAGGAGCUCAGCCGUGGUGUUGCCGAAUUUCAGCCCCGGUGACGGGCGAUCCUUCAAACUCAGCAGCCUGAGCCUCAAAAUGCCCAGCAAGACUGAGGAGCUUUCCUCCGAGGUGAGUGCAGUGUUAAAGCUGGAGAACACCGUGGUGGGUCAGACGAGCUGGAGGACGGUGGGAGACCAGGCCUGGGACCAGAGCUUCACUAUCGAACUGGAGAGGUCCAGGGAGAUGGAGAUUGCAGUGUACUGGAGAGAUUAUCGUUCUCUCUGCGCGCUCAAGUACCUCAAACUGGAGGAUUUUCUGGACAAUGAGAGACACAGGAUACACCUAGAGCUGGAGCCACAGGGCUUACUGCUAGCUGAGGUCACGUUCUUUAACCCUGUAAUAGAGAGAGGCCCCCGACUCCAGAGGCAAAAGAAGAUCUUCUCCAAACAGCAUGGGAAAGCGUUCCUGAAAGCUAAGCAGAUGAACGUGGACAUCGCCACCUGGGUGCGCCUGCUGAAGAACGCCAUCCCAACCAGCACCUCCACCAGCAGCUACUCACACAACUCACACACACACCACGCAGGGUGAAUGCAUCUCCUCCAAGAACUGAGAGCCAGAGGAGAGAGGUCCGUCACACACACACACACACACACCUCUCUCUCUCUCUCUCUCUCUCAGGUCUCAGAUGCAGUCUCUCCCCCUGAUGUAGCUCCAGAGCGGUCGGGCAGGCGCGGUUCCCACAAUUCCCAGCGCAGGCCGAGCAGAGGGCCGCUAUGUCUUCAGGAUUUUCGGCUCAUUGCUGUGUUGGGAAGAGGGCAUUUUGGCAAGGUGUUACUGUCUGAGCACAAGAACUCCAAGACGCUGUUCGCCAUCAAAGCCCUGAAGAAGGGAGACAUUAUCGCCCGAGACGAGGUGGAGAGCCUGCUGUGUGAGAAGCGGAUCUUUGAGACGGUGACCGGCUCACACCACCCGUUCCUGGUGAACCUGUUUGCGUGCUUCCAGACACCGGAGCACGUGUGUUUCGUCAUGGAGUACACGGCCGGAGGAGACCUCAUGAUGCACAUCCACGCUGACGUCUUCUCCGAGCCGCGCUCCGUGUUCUAUGCUGCUUGUGUGGUUUUGGGCCUACAAUUUCUUCAUGACAAUAAGAUUGUGUACAGGGAUCUGAAGCUGGAUAACUUGCUGCUAGACACUGAAGGCUUUGUGAAGAUCGCUGACUUCGGCCUCUGUAAAGAAGGGAUGGGGUAUGGGGACAGGACCAGUACGUUCUGUGGUACUCCAGAGUUUUUGGCCCCAGAGGUUCUGACUGACACGUCCUACACUCGAGUGGUGGACUGGUGGGGGCUCGGGGUGCUCAUCUACGAGAUGCUGGUUGGAGAGUCUCCAUUCCCAGGUGAUGACGAGGAGGAGGUGUUUGACAGUAUUGUCAACGAUGAAGUACGUUACCCACGAUUCCUGUCCACAGAGGCCAUUAGCUUAAUGAGACGGUUGCUAAGGAGAAACCCUGAUAAGAGGCUGGGCUCCAGUGAAAAAGACGCAGAAGACGUGAAGAAGCAGCCGUUCUUUAGGGAUGUGGACUGGGAGGCGCUGCUGCAGAGGAAGGUGGUCCCUCCCUUUGUGCCCUCAUUAGGAGGGGAGGAGGACGUGAGUAACUUUGACGCGGAGUUCACGAGGGAGGUGCCCAAUCUCACUCCUCCCCGCGAACCCAGGACCCUGUCACGCAAAGACCAGGACUGUUUCAAAGAUUUCGACUACGUCUCGGACCUGUGCUAGGGUGCGGAGAGCCAGGGCUGAAGAACCACGACCGUACGCUGACCAAAUACUGUGACUGGGAGAUUUGGGCUGUGUUCCAAUCCUCCUCGGAUACCUUCCAGAUGCUCCCUUCUCUCUGUACAAGGCUGCACAAAAUAAGGGAGGAUCGGGUCAGCGGCUCAGAAAUGUGAAGUAGGCAAAACAACACGUCACGUGUGCAUCAGUGUGUCACACUGCGGGGACGAGAGAGAGGACAGGAGAGGAAUUUAGGCUAACCAUUUACAUCACAUCAAGAUCACAAACUAUUCAGGUAUAUAGAAUAAGAGAGAGAGCUGCAUGAGGAUCAACUCAUCUCCAUCCCCAACCUCCAUGUUCUCCAACCUCACACUGUCUCAUUAAAUAACAUUAUCUCUUCAGACUUA
Molecule: messenger RNA, 3884 nt
Organism: Ictalurus furcatus (blue catfish)
Lineage: Eukaryota; Metazoa; Chordata; Actinopteri; Siluriformes; Ictaluridae
Gene: pkn1b
Product: protein kinase N1b
Exons: 22
Biological process (GO): signal transduction; protein phosphorylation
Molecular function (GO): ATP binding; protein serine/threonine kinase activity; small GTPase binding
Source: RefSeq, a predicted model, not a curated record